This is a messenger RNA of Xylaria bambusicola, 2930 nucleotides long. RefSeq lists its product as uncharacterized. The record is from RefSeq and is a predicted model, not a curated record. Lineage: Eukaryota; Fungi; Ascomycota; Sordariomycetes; Xylariales; Xylariaceae. The transcript is spliced from 2 exons. The coding region runs from base 474 to 2663 and encodes 729 amino acids.
AUCGGCAAGUUCCUUAGAGUCUCCAAGCUCCAAGAGAGUGCCAACCAGACGAGAUUCAACAGAGUAGGUAUCUAGAGUCGAGAACAGUACGUAGUAUGUCCAUCAGAGAAAAUCACAUGCUUCUCCUGGGUGUACCUGCAUGUACCUAUGGUGUACACAUGCUUGCAUCCUGGCAUAUAAUUGCUUACAGAUUACCUACUAUAGUACUUACUUAGGUAUAUGCCUCUCCACCUUAGCGUCACCUACUGCUAGUAGGGGUAGGUAGGUACUUAAUAACCACCAUGAAUCCAACACCACCCCUCGAAGACGACUCAGCAUGAGCCAAAAAAAACGAAAACAAACAAAAAAAACAUAGCGACUGUAUCAUAUCACCUUCGCCAUUUUCAGCUCACCAUAGACCAAACUGAUACUCAAUCCACGAUCGCCCAAGCACAUACUCAGCACUUGUCCUUCCAGCUUCGACUGCCAAUGCCAUGGGGCGUCCCCCGGCCUAUAUCUUUGUGGUUAGGCAUGGAAACCGUCUUGAUGCUGCCGACAAACAAUGGCAUUUGAGCUCGCCGACACCCUAUGAUCCUCCUCUCACCUACGGAGGAUGGAUGCAUUCCAGGACAGUCGGCGCGCGCAUAGCUGCUAUCCUGCGGGAUGAAGCCGAAACCGAAAUCGAAAGGAAAGCUGUUGAUGCUACCUCCGAAUCAGUACCUUCCAUAUCCACAUCGCCGCUGUUGUCGCCCUCUCCCAAGCGCCGUCGCCGCCGCUUCCGCGUUGUCAUUCACAGUUCUCCAUUUCUUCGAUGUGUGCAGACUUCUGUCGCCAUCAGCGCCGGCCUGGCUUCGAAUCCUACAACAUCUUCUAGCUCCCUCAAGACAGCAGAUGCUCUGCCGUCGCCAACACAUAGAGGGGAUCUACGACUCACCCAAGCUUCAUCCUUCUCGAACCCCGCCCCAACAAAGACACGGCCUGAUGUUCCCGUUCCAGCCUCAGUCAGUCUUCAAGAAGCUUCUAAUGCUUCUAGGUCCACUGAGAAGUCCGUUCUCCGUCUGGAUGCAUUUCUUGGCGAAUGGCUGUCUCCUGACUACUUCGAACAUAUCACGCCGCCUCCGAAGUCAGCACUUAUGCUAGCUACUGCCAAGGCAGAGUUGUUGCGUCGAUCGAGUUAUCACGACUACCCUCAUUUUCACGCUCGUGUACACUCGAGCGCGUCUAGUCAGCUAUGGGGUAACCUGUCGAGCCAUAAUGGCAUUCUUGGAACACCCCCGGUCCAUGGCCCACAUAGUAUUUCUAGCUUGGACACGCUGUCUCAUCUUGCUGGCAGCUUAACAGACCACGAGAGCAACGCCAAUGGGCAUACAGAUUCGAGGGGAUUGCAUGGAACAUCUCAAGGGACUGGUCAUUCGGCGGGCUACGUGUAUCCUGUUCCGUCUUAUGCGUUAUCCACCUCUGAACCAAUUCCCAAGGGUUAUGUGGCCCAUGCUCGGGACGCCUGCGUAUCUGUAGAUUACCAAUGGGACUCUUCGCGAGAAAGCCUAGCAUGGGGCGAUGGGGGAGUAUUACCAGAGGAAUGGGCUGCUAUGCACCAUAGAUUUAGAAAAGGCCUAAGGCGGUUAGUUGACUGGUACGGCUCAACUGAGGAUGCAGGCGCAAUGGUGACCAGGACCAGUAAUGCAUCCCACCAGACCGGGACACACGGCUCCAUCGAUGGCGAUGAAGAUACCGAAAUCGAGGAUGUUGUUGUUCUCGUUUCACACGGUGCCGGCUGCAAUGCGCUUAUCGGCGCCCUCACGCAACAGCCAGUGCUUGCCGAUAUUGCCAUGUCUUCCUUAACAGUAGCCAAAAGACGAGCCAGUUUCGACCCACGAAACAUCAAUCUCACCCGGGAAAAGUCGCUUACGUCCUUACACACGGCACUACCGAUGUCGAGAGCGACGAUGCCGGAGAUAUACGAGCUUCAGCUAUUCGCCAACACCGACCAUCUUACUUCAUCCUCACCUACAGGUCUUAGUCGAUCAACAUCCUUAGGAGGACCUCAUCCCCGUGUUUCCCGUGUCCACUCGGGGUAUACCAGUGCAUUGAAGGAUAUCAAUUUCGGUUCUCUCUAUGGGGGCUCAUCUAGUGGUAGUCGAGGUCACUCCUCCAAUGCAUCGUUAGGAAGUAUGAGACGGCCGUCGGGGCCCCAUUCGUUAGUCAUGGGGCCAUCUGUUUACAAUGCGAACACAGGCGGCAGCGUAUCGAGUUUCUCAGUAACUCGACCAGAUCGUUCAGGUUCCGGUACUUGGGGAUUAUGGAGUCCAAAGCAAGAAGAAAAUGAGCAUGAGAAGGAGCUAGAAGCACCCAUGUUUCUUGACUUCAGUCACGAAAAAACUGUCAAGGAUAAAGACGCCAAAGGGGCUACAUUGAACAAUGACAAGCCGUUGUCUCUCGUCGAUGCGGAUAACGCAGCUUACACGACAACGAAAUCGGACGGAGAGAAGUCUAUUGCCCACAACCAGCAUGAAAUCUGCGAACACCAUGAGGAAGAACGUGAUGCAUUUGAUCAAGACUCAGUACCUCAGCGAUGGACUAGUAUGAGCAGUGGACUAUGGGGUGCUCCCAGGCCACCCGGCGAAGCUGAGCGGCUUCGCGACUUCAGUUCCACCAAAAGACGAUGGACUGUCACUGAACGAUGAAGGAUACCCAUGUGUAAUACCAUAAUGAAAUGAUAAAUGAGCGCGCCCCACUUCCACAUAUACAUUAUAUAUUACUUCGAGAUACACACUCCUCUCCCCUCUUCUUCUCCUUCAGACCUUCUCGAAACCACAUAGCUGUCCAUGACUUCAUGACCACUUCACUACAGGCAAGCAUGCCGAUGAAUCACGACGACAAAAUGGGAUCUGGGCAUUUUCAACAGUAGCAUGCUUCUAAAACAAAAUAGCAACGGCAUUAGAACAGCGAGG